UUUUAAAAAACCGCCACCGUGUUAUGGGCAUGCGCAACUGCCUCCACGGCAAUAAUAUGUCAGGACAACACGAUAUCCCCCCUGAAGUCGGGGAGCAGCCCGAGCAAGAACCUUUGGAGGCCCCAGGGGCAGCUGCCCCCGGUGCUGGGCCUGGCCCAGCCGAAGAAAUGGAGACCGAACCGUCUAACAAUGAGCCCGUCCCCGACGAGACUGGCACUGAGGUCGGUGGACCCCCUGAAGUCUCCAGAUCUGACCUCCAGAGCCUUAGCCAGGCCUUCGAGGAAGUCCGAGUGGGUGGAGAUUACAGCCCACCUCCGGAGGAAGCCAUGCCAUUCGAGACCCAACAGCCCAGCCUGGGAGAUUUCUGGCCCACCCUGGAGCAGCCUGGAACAUCUGGGACCCAGGCAGGCCUCAAAGCCUUCAACUCAGCGCUUUUGGAGCCCGGGCCCCCCAGUGGUUCGAACCCAUGUCUGGGAGACUACAGCCCCCCACCAGAAGAAGCUAUGCCAUUUGAGUUCAAUGAGUCUGCCCAAGGAAGCUGUAGCCAGCCUCUCCUCCAAAUCCCAGACCUUGCUCCAGGAGGUCCGGAGGCAGGGGUCCCCAGAGCUCUUCCCGCGGAGCCCGGCAACCUCAGAUUUGCAAACGCUAGCAUCCGAGAAGACUACAGCCCUCCACCUGAAGAAUCUAUGCCAUUUGGGCUUGAGGGAGAAGAAUUUGGGGGCGAUAGCCCACCCCCAGGACUCCCGCGAGUCAUCCCUCAAAUCGGCAUUGGCGGCGUGUUCCCGGCAGUCGCGGUCCCGAGUGCGCUCUGCCUCGCUCCCGCCGCGAACGCGCCUCCCCUCUGGGUCCAAGACGCCAUUGACAGACCAUUCAGCGAGGCUGUCAGAUCUCCUCCUAACUUCGCAUGCGACAGCCCCCCGAUGGAGAUCUCCAGACCCCUGCUUGAGAUUGGCAGAGCCUCCAUUGGGGUCGACGACGACACCACUGUCAAUAUGGACAGCCCCCCAAUCGCAAGUGAUGGCCCGCCCAUCGAAGUCUCCGGAGCCCCAGAUAAGAGCCAGCGCGCAGAGAGACCCCCAGUUGAGCGAGAAGCAGCCGAGAUGGAAGGAAGCCCUAUCACCGCAGCUGCGGUGGAAGGAAAAGUCCCCUCUCCGGGGAGAGGGGACGGAUCCUCCACCCAGCCAGAAGCAAUGGAUGCCAGGCCAGCCCCUGCUGCCCAAGCCGUCGCUACCGAAUCUGAUGCCGGCGGAGCUCCUCUGGCCCCAGCAACAACCGAAGAUCUCCAAACCGAUCCUGAAGAAGUCGGAGCAGCCACUGCUAUCCGCCCUGAACCUGACGGAGGGGCAGCCGCGGUCGACCCAGCCACCCCUGCCGAGUCCGAAGGCAACAGAGAUCCAGCCGCUGAGCCAGCCUCCGAGGCAGUCCCUGCCACCAAGGCCGAGUCUGCCUCCGGGGCAGCCCCCGUCACCCAGGUGGAGCCCGCAGCCGCGGCAGUCUCUGCCACCCCGGCGGAGCCUGCCGCCCGGGCUGCUCCUGUCACCCCUACGGAGCCCACUACCCGGCCAAUCCCCACUGCCAGAGCCCAUCCGGCCGCCGGGGCAGUCCCUGGUGCCCCAGCGAUGCCAGCCUCUGCUAGGGCAGCUGCCGCUAGGGCAGCCUAUGCAGGUCCCUUGGUCUGGGGAGCCAGGUCACUCUCUGCUACUCCCGCCGCCCGGGCAUCCCUUCCUGCCCGCGCAGCUGCCGCCGCCCGGGCAGCCUCUGCUGCCCGGGCAGUCACUGCCGGCCGGUCAGCCACUGCCGCCCCAAGCAGAGCCCAUCUUAGACCCCCCAGCCCCGAGAUCCAGGUUGCUGAUCCGCCUACUCCGCGGCCUCCUCCGAGGCCGACUGCCUGGCCUGAGAAGUACGAGCGAGGCCGAAGCUGCUGCAGGUACGAGGCGUCGUCAGUCAUCUGCGAGAUCGACUCCUCUAGUGAUGAGUCGGAAGAAGGGGCCACCGGCUGCUUCCAGUGGCUUCUGCGGCGAAACCGCCGCCCUGGCCAGCCCCGGAGCCACACAGUUGGGAGCAACCCUGUCCGCAACUUCUUCGCCAGAACCUUCGGAAGGUGCUUCGGUCUAUCCGAGAGUUCCCGAUCACGAUCCCUCAGCCCGGGGAAGGCCAGGGAUCUCAUGGAGGAGAGGCGCAAACAGAUGCGCAAAGAAGCCAUUGAGAUGCGAGAGCAGAAGCGCGCAGAUAAGAAACGCAGCAAGCUCAUCGACAAGCAACUGGAGGAGGAGAAGAUGGACUACAUGUGUACGCACCGCCUGCUGCUUCUAGGGAGAAAAGUGGUGCCGAGCGACACUGAGGGUCGUUACCGGCCGGAGGCCAGCGCCAGCGCCAGCGAUCGUAGGCUGGACAGGCGGGGGCGUGAGGUGAGCCAGGAACUGCUGGGGAGGGCCCUUCGGGGCUCCCCCGGCUCGAUUGUUCGUGACCGCGGUGGGCUAGGGCCAUCGGGGUGCGCGCCCCCGCCUCGCCUGGCACGGCUGCUUCGACUCAGACAGCUUGUUGUUGGUGUGUGUUGGUGUCCAUUUUCUGUGUUCGCCUGUGCAUGACAUGCUCAGUGUGUCCCAGUUUCCAUCCCUGGCACCUUCAAUGUACCCGCCGAUGUGUAUUUGUACUCUGAAAUGGGCUGUCUUGUGAUUUGCGCCAUGGCGCGAGCAAAACUUUCCGUGUUGGCACACUCUGUGAUACCUGUGCGCUGACUCUCUGCAGCGAGCAGAGGGAAAAACGCGCAGGGAAGGUGGUGGGGCAUCCUGGGUAAUCUGCUGGGCUAUUGGCUGUGGAGGGAGCGGGGUUGAGGGAAGAGGAGUGGGGCCGCAGCCGCGGGCCUCCAUAACCUUUUUCCCUGUAUGUCUCUCUUUUUCUUUUUCCCUUUGCGCUAAGCGUUUCCUCACUUGUCAAUUCGUACGUCAAACCCUCCCGCCUUAACGGUUGAAAAACCAGACACUCAGGUAUCUGGGGCUUUGGGGUUGUUCAUAACAUCUGUAUUUUGUAUUCUGCACACACACACACACACACACACACACACACACACACACACACACACACACACA
Messenger RNA from Acomys russatus (golden spiny mouse), 3089 nucleotides. Its product is annotated as guanine nucleotide-binding protein G(s) subunit alpha isoforms XLas-like. The transcript is spliced from 2 exons. The record is from RefSeq and is a predicted model, not a curated record. NCBI's taxonomy places the organism in Eukaryota, Metazoa, Chordata, Mammalia, Rodentia, Muridae. Bases 24 to 2588 code for a protein of 854 amino acids.